AUGGCUUCAAACUCAAAGCGUCCCAAAUUAUGCUCCCACAAUAAGGAUAGGAUCAGUGGGUUGCCAGAUGCACUUCUUUGCCACAUUCUUACCUUCUUUUCAAUCAGAGAUGCUGUAAAGACCUGUGUGUUAUCACAUAGGUGGAAGAAUGUGUGGGCUUCUGUUCCCAAUCUAGAUUUCGAUGAAGAAGAAUAUAAGCUAGACUAUGUUGUCCGUACUGUGCCACAACCGCAUAAUGUUGUUGAACUUGUUCUUAGAUUGGGGGAUCCUCCCUUGCUGGAUUUUGAGAUUCCGAGACGUCUUUUCAUGUGCAACACAUUGGUUAGUUUAGAGUUGUUUCUUCACGAAAAUAUUCGUGCUGUUACUCCUCCCUCAAAUUGUUUCCCCUGUCUCAAGUUCCUAAAUGUAACAUUUUGGUAUCCUGAUUCUCAAACGUUGGAGAAGCUGUUUUCUUGUUUCCCUGUACUUGAAGAUCUUAUUAUAGAUGGACAAGAUGAUGAUGCGUCAGCUUUCCAUCUUGUUAUAUCUGCACCCAAACUGAAAAGACUGCGAAUUAGUUUCUUUGUCCGUAAACUUGCUAGGAUAACUGUUGCAAAUGAUUCUUCGGAUGAAAAUUAUGGGUGCCAACUUUUUUUUAGUGCUGAUGCUCCAAACCUUGAAGACUUAGAUAUCUACUAUGAUUUUCUGUGUGAUGAUGACAAUGAGGAUAUUCUUGUACAUGAAUGGGGUGCACCAGAAUUUGCAUACAUUUAUUUGGUUUCACACCUCAAGACUGUUUGCCUAUGGGAUUUCAAGGGGUGUCCAAAUGACAUGGAAGUGGCAAAGUACUUGGUGAAGCAUGGCAAGGCUUUGAAUAAGGUGACUAUUUAUACUCACUUCAGUGAAGACAAAGAGAUGGAGAUACAGUCUCCCAUCACUGUGUGA
Molecule: messenger RNA, 924 nt
Organism: Rosa chinensis
Lineage: Eukaryota; Viridiplantae; Streptophyta; Magnoliopsida; Rosales; Rosaceae
Product: FBD-associated F-box protein At5g60610
Exons: 3
Coding region: 1-924 (307 amino acids)
Molecular function (GO): protein binding
Source: RefSeq, a predicted model, not a curated record